This is a messenger RNA of Saccostrea echinata, 1770 nucleotides long. Its product is annotated as leucine-rich repeat-containing protein 74B-like. The transcript is spliced from 12 exons. Bases 1 to 1770 code for a protein of 589 amino acids. Gene Ontology annotation, molecular function: protein binding; calcium ion binding. NCBI's taxonomy places the organism in Eukaryota, Metazoa, Mollusca, Bivalvia, Ostreida, Ostreidae. The record is from RefSeq and is a predicted model, not a curated record.
AUGCGCAGGGUAGUACACACUCGUCAACUCUCCCCGCUUCGUCAGGGUAAGUUGCCAAAGAUAAGAGGGAGAAACCGGAAGACCUUACCCACUAGACCCUCUUCUGAAUGCCUGAUACGAGAUCCGGCCGAAUUGUCAAUCCGUCCCACUGAGCUGUCUGUCCGUCCCAAUAGCGCCCGCCCCGAAGGCAUCAUAGACGACAAACAUUCAUUCAGGAAAGUGGCGUGUAAAGUUAAUAACAUCAUGAAAAUGAGAAGGAAAAAACGGACGUCCAAAUCAUCAAACGCAGACGAAAGCGACGAAUACGAAGAUGAAAGUUCAGACUGUGAAACUGUUUUAGAUGAUGUUGAUAACAUUGGGAUGAAAAGACUUCAUACAACCGAAGACCUUCAGUAUCGCUCGCUGUGUGAAGAGCUAGGGAUUAUUCCUUGUAAUGCCUUCGUCCGUCAGCUGAACAACCCACACGCAAACAUAUCGUACAACCAGCUUAUGCCAAUAGACUUCCGGGCAAUUUCAAUUAUUCUUAUUAACAAUGCGUGUAUAACGUCCCUGAAUGUCUCAAACAACAACCUUGGAACCAAAGGUGUCACCUACCUUGCUGACGUCAUAACAGAAAAUCCUUUCAUCGAAAAAUUGGAAAUGUCUGCUGUGAACAUGGAUGCAACAGGUUUUAAAUCACUCACCAAGGCUCUCCUGGAGAAUAAGAGUAUAACGUAUUUAGACAUAUCAAAAAACAACAUUGACAAGAAAAACGCCGAAGACAUGGCCAAAUUUAUAAGGACGAAUGACUACAUAGAACACCUGAAUCUAUCUGGAAAUCUGAUCGACAGUGAGACAGGGUGUAUCUUAGGACCAGCAAUAGCGUCAAAUUUAACGAUAAAAUACCUGGAUCUCAGCUGGAAUCACAUACGUCGACAAGGUGCUCGUAUAAUUACAGAGUCUAUUUGUAAAAACGUGGAGCUUGAACACGUGAAUCUGUCAUGGAAUGGACUUGCAGAGCAUGGCUGCAGAGCUUUCGGUACAAACCUCUCAAAAAAUCACACGCUACGAAUUCUUGACGUUUCCCACAAUAGGAUAACGUUUCAUACUUUGGGCAAUUUCCUGAAAGGCCUACAAUCCAACAGUACUCUGCAAAAUUUAAAGAUUUAUGGAAACCCCAUUACUACAGAUGGUGCCUUAGCCAUACUGAAGGUGUAUGAGAAUUCUCAAUCCUCAGUACUGGAAGAAAUCGACAUACAGGACAUUCCAAUAGAUGAAAAGUUUCAGAGACAAGCAUGGAAUUUGAUGGAGAAAAGAAAUAUCAAAUUACAUCACAGGGACCUGGUCACUAAACCGAUCACUCACAUAGGACGGACUCGACAUCUGAAUGACUUUAAUCCUGUUCUGAUUUUGUUUGAGUACAUGCGCCAGGAAGGCUUCCGGUUGGUUGAUCUGUUUCGAACCCUCGACACCGACAAUGACAGACAAAUAUCACGUGAUGAACUUAAGGCUGGCUUUGCUAAAAUGAACGUUCAUUUGACAAAUACACACAUAGAUCAAGUGCUCGGAAUUUUAGACAAAGAUCGAAACAACACUAUUGAUUACAGUGAAAUGAUAAAGGGGCGAAGAUAUGCUGAUCACAUUCGCCAGUCCUCCCAACAAUGUGGUAGGGAAAAUCUAGCCGAAAUGAUGGUCGAUUUGCAAAAGUUGAUGAAGAAAGCAAGAAUAGAGAAACAGACGAUAAAAUCAGCCAUGAGACGUAAACCACAGCUACUUCCUGAGAAUAUGUAA